GCCGAAGGAAAAUGGGUGUUUGGUGUAAAUCUGGGGUGUAAUGCUGCCAUAUAUCACGCUAUCUCGUAAAACCGACACUGAAGAGUCUCGGCCAACAAAUCACCAGAAAAUUAUGAGUUCGUCGUAUUAUGUGAAUGCUCUUUUUCCCAAAUAUACGGCGGGGACAUCCGUUUUCCAGAACGCGAGUGGCUUUACAGAAGCAACUUCUUGCGCCUUUGCAACCAACUCACAAAGAUCGGGCUAUGGAGCGGGCGCGAGCGCCUUCCCAGCCCCGAUGGCCGGGCUGUACAAUGUUAACAGUGCAAUCUAUCACGGCCCUUCCAUGUACAACACAGGUUAUACCCUAAACUCAGAUUCCUACAACCUGCGCUGCUCCUCCUUAGACCAGAACAUUCCAGUUCUUUGCAGCGAUCUGAGCAAACAGGGUUGCGAAAAAUUGGAUCAGACAAACGUGCACCCUCAAGCAGAGAGCAAUUUCCGGAUUUACCCCUGGAUGAGGAAUGCAGGUCCGGACAGAAAGCGAGGGCGGCAGACUUACACCCGCUACCAAACGCUGGAGCUGGAGAAGGAAUUCCACUUCAAUCGCUAUCUGACUCGCAGGCGGCGGAUUGAAAUCGCUCACGCUCUGUGUCUUACCGAGAGACAGAUCAAAAUCUGGUUCCAGAACAGGAGGAUGAAAUGGAAAAAGGAAACCAAAGCUGGGAGUUCCACCACCACCACCACCACCACAACCGAGGAAAAGACAGAAUAAGACCUCCCCGUGAAUCCAGAACUGUUUCAAAUGUAUGAAGUUGUUCUGCAGCAGCUAAACUAUGACAUUAAACUACCUAACCACAAUAGUGGAAAGUUGACGAAAUCCUGUGCAGACGCACUCAUAAUACUACCUAUAUGUUUUCUUAACCUCUUCCGAAUUUAUGGUUUCAAAAUGAAUUUAACGUUAUUCUCUAAAGAGCACUGGAUCCACAGACGCGUUGGGUAAAAUAAAUAGGAAUUGGGUUCGGAAUCACUGUCUGUCAAUAUAAUAUAAUAUAACUCGGAAAUAGCUUCGGAGUCUGGGAAUUAGUGCAGUUAAUUGGAGUUCGAUUCAGAAUGGGAAUGAGACUCUGUGAGGGCAGUGGCAAACAUAACGGGAAUUAAACUGAGAUGCGGUGCAGGCCAGAAGUAAAUGAAUUGAAAUAAAUUCAUAAUCCGUAUUGGCAGCAAUGAAAUAAAAGAUAACCCGUGCAGAAAUGGUGUGGGAACCAGUAAAAUGUAAGGGACGAAAAUUUGGCCCAUUGCUAAAAUAAUUAGAAUGGGGUUUAGAAUCUGUAUCUGCGUUAAUAAAAAUAAAAAAAGAAUAAUAGUAGCAAGCACAGAAAAAGAUUUUAAUCACUAUUCUAUGUUAUCUUACAGUAAACACUCCAUACCACUACUUAAUCUCCUGCACUGAACUAUUCCUGAGAGUUUUUCUCCCUACUAUCAAAAAANCUUCCAAAUAUACAUUUUUGCAAAAAAUAUUCUGAUGAUCACUUUGAUUCACACGAGUACCAGUGCUAUGAUGAUAAUCAUUUCGUUUUAAUUCAACUGGAAAUUAAGUGUUUAAAUCAUAAUA
Messenger RNA from Callorhinchus milii (elephant shark), 1591 nucleotides. Its product is annotated as homeobox protein Hox-A7. Gene Ontology annotation, cellular component: nucleus. The record is from RefSeq and is a predicted model, not a curated record. Lineage: Eukaryota; Metazoa; Chordata; Chondrichthyes; Chimaeriformes; Callorhinchidae. Gene Ontology annotation, biological process: anterior/posterior pattern specification; regulation of transcription by RNA polymerase II. Gene Ontology annotation, molecular function: DNA-binding transcription factor activity, RNA polymerase II-specific; RNA polymerase II cis-regulatory region sequence-specific DNA binding.